ACAUGAUGUUGCUGAAGUUGCUGGACUUACAACAUUCUCCUUUGGCGAAGAUGAAGUAGACAGAUAUGUGAUGUUAUUCAAAAAGGAAUUCCCUCCUCCAGAUGAAGAACUAGAGGCAUACAGGAAUGGAGAGAACAAGUCUGGUGCAAAAUACUGGCCUCUAAGUGCCAAAAAGAAAGAAGAAACUACCGCAACAUUUUAUAAAGACAAAUACAAACACCUCCUAGGGACUGAGAGUGGGAAAGCAGCGGCUAAAGCUACUAAAAGUAACAUGUCUUAUGGAGUAGUUCCAAGUGAAAACAAAAGAGAUUUACGRUCCAUUGAGGAAACCCUUAAUGACAUCAGAAAAAGAAAGAAAGCCAAAGUAUCCAGCAGUGAUGUUGAUGAUGAACCUUAACACCAUCAUGACCAGACAGUCCAGAAUUUCACCAGUAAAAGUGGAAGACAUUACUUCACCUCAGAAAGUGAUUCAGGAUUAUUUUCAGCAAAGAGACUUUUAUCAGUAGCAAAUACUCAUUGAAUAUUGGUUAUGCCUGGUAAAAGUAAAGUCCAGGAAUCACACUUGGUAUACAUGAACUACUUAUUGGACAAGGGUGUGGAUAUAUUGGAAUUAGUCAAAGUGCACUACAGUAAUAAUUGGCUAUACCAAACUGAACAACACUAAUGGUGUACAUGAACUAAUAAUUGAUAUGUACUGGAUAGUAAGUGAUGGUAGUUGAUGCAAACAACACGAAUGUACUGCAUUAAAUAUUGACUAUACUUGAUGGAGUCAUGAAAUAGUGAUGGACGUUAGUGUGCUACAGUAAUGAAGGCUAUACCUCAUACAACUCAGGAUGUUCAGUGCAAGUGCAUGUUGUGUACAAACAAUGUGUUGUUUUUUAGUUUCAAAGUUUGUUAGAAAAUUACCUUUUUCCGAAAUCCACUUCUAUUUUCGGUUGAAUAAAAAUAACAUUCAAAAGUCAA
Molecule: messenger RNA, 963 nt
Organism: Exaiptasia diaphana
Lineage: Eukaryota; Metazoa; Cnidaria; Anthozoa; Actiniaria; Aiptasiidae
Product: sperm-associated antigen 7 homolog
Molecular function (GO): nucleic acid binding
Source: RefSeq, a predicted model, not a curated record